Messenger RNA from Amoebophrya sp. A120, 9488 nucleotides. NCBI's taxonomy places the organism in Eukaryota, Dinophyceae, Syndiniales, Amoebophryaceae. The record is from the annotation of a GenBank genome assembly.
AAACAAAAUUUCCGACAUUGAACUCGCUCUUUCCUAUUAACCACUUUCUGGAGCUGCACUAUCAUGAAUUCGAAAAAACUUAAUUCCAACGGCUGGUUCGCGGAGGACCAGAUCAACUACGAACAGCAAGGUUCUCGAAGUGAGCAAACGCCGCUGUUGCGACAAGCGACGACGAAUCCACAGCAGGGUAGGACUGCUGGGAAUCGGAAUUCAUCGUCGCCCCUUCUGCCCCCCGGCGCGGGAGCAGGCUCGAGUAAAGCCAAAAACUACUACACUGACAGUGCGGAUGAGCAGCAGGGUGAUCUACUUCGGAAGUCAGUCCGCGGAAGUACGAGUAGUGCUUCGACUACUAAGUGGAAGUUUCUAGGAAUUGGGAAAAUUUGAAAAAAUUGUCUUCCCUGCGAACCCUCCCCCGGCUGCGGCGGCUCCUCGUAGCGGUGUAUAGCUGGCGUGGCGAGCCAGCAUUUGUUUGUUGUACUGCGAAAUGGAAAGAGGAAAAGGCUGUCGUAGACAUCGCACGCGCUACCACUCUCCAAAAGCAUCAAAACAAGACGGCGCGUCUCAGGUCGCACUUACCUCGAUCGCGAACCUGUCACCGCCGGAGGCUCCACACACGCACGCAAAUCGUUCCCGAUUCAUAAAAACGCAGCGACUCCUACGGGCGCAUCGAAGUCAACGACACACACCGAAGUCGCAGGCCUUUGCGGUAUUUGGGCUUACUGCACCGCCCACCAGUUCGCCGCACAAUUCCCACACAGAUAGGGCACCUGGACACAGGGCAGACUGCUGGGGCGGGUGGGUGGCCCCAAGAUGCCAAAUUGCGCCGGUUCGAAAAAAUUUUCCUAAGAAAUUGAAUCGCGGUGGCACGGUGGCGCUUUUGGCCUGAAGGCGCCGGGGUCAUCCUUCCCCUUCCCGGCCAAAUGUUUCCGCACCUCCUCGCGCCGGGUAGGCCACGCGCCCGACCCCAUUGGCCCCUUCCAAAGCUGCAGCACCAGUUUGGCAACCUCAGCCCGCAGAUUUUCGGCGGGCUGGUGAUCGGUAGAGUGAGCCCAGAUACCUCAACGACGUGUGGCCGUAGUGCAGUGCUUUGACUGUGAUGCCCCCGCAGAGGACGUCGCUGCGUAUUCAAAUGCAGAGCGAUUUUGUGUGUGUGCGGAGCCUCCGCUGAUAACAAGCAGGCGAUCGAGGUUAGGGACCUGAAAAAGUACCUGCCUGCAGUGAUGAUCUCACUGCGUGGCGAUACGUCUCAGGUCUGAAGCAGUCUUUUGCUGUUUCCAUUUUCAAAGGCAGCAAACAAAUGUAGGCGCGCCAGGCAAGCCGAACACCGCGAGGGAGAGCUUCUGCAGCCGGAAGAAAAUUCGAAGGGGUGGGAAUUUUUUUGAAUUUUCCCAAUUCCUAGAAACUUCCACUUAGUACUCCGCGGAAGUACGAGUAGUGCUUCGACUUUUUGCGGCUGUCAUAUUUCCGCCCUGUGCAUUGUCGAGGCCAGCCUGAUCUUUUUUGGCGUGACGAAAAUUGUGGAGCUGUUGGUCAACAUCCGGUUGAUGCUGCAGCAGAAUGCGAACGCGUUUUAUCUCGGCUUCUUCACGCUUAUUACGCCGUGUCUGCAAACCGAAGGCAACCAAAAUAGUCCGCGCGUCAGGUCGGUGCAGAACGAGGACAUGCCCAGGGUGUGCGUUUUGCUCUUCUGCUGCUUCGUCACUGCGGGGAUGAUUACAAGUAGGGUUUUGGAUAACUGCUUUCUUAUUCUUUCUUCCGAUUUUCUUCGGUAUAAAUUUUGAUGCCAUUGGCUGGUAGAUCUUAGCUACAGCUUCUGCGUGUAGUUCGAAUGCGUGUGCUAGCCCAGGCAGUUACUGUCACAACUACAUUGCAGACCCGUGUAUUAGUUUCCAUCCGAAUUUUUUUUUAUUUCUCAGGUUUGCUGUUCGAGCGCGUGUGCUUGGAAAAGUACCAGGUUCCCGCCUGGCACGUGAUUGCUUUGUUCGCCGAGAUAUGCAUCGCAAAUCUAUCUGGGUCGGGAAGAUCUCGAGAUUUGUCGUGCAAUUUUUCCAAUCUGCAAUGGAAUGCAGGGCUUAGCGUCACACGUUCUGCAGCCACUUAGUAGUGCCUCUUCUGCAUGCAGAAUCAGCUCUCACCAGCAUGGUCAGAAGUAGGCAUCUUUUGCAAUAUUGUCAAGACAGAUUUUUGUGUGACCCGCAACACGCAUCACGAGUUCGCUCGCUUCCAGACCCAGACCACAUGUUUGCAAUGCAUACGGGAUAGCCUACCUGGUGACGCAGUGCUCCUGGAACCCAGACACUCUGGCGCAUUUGAACGACUGUGCGUACCUCGACAAAUUUCUCAUUCCGGUCAUUAUUAUGGUGCUGUUGGGGUUUCACUACCACUUGGUCGUCAACGAAAAGCAACGCCGAAGCAGUAGUUCCUGGGUGUACCGCACCAGUCGGAAUAGCAGGACGGGACCGGUAGACUUGACUGCGGAGCGAGCAAUAUCGCACCGGAAAAACUUUUCUAGCAUAAUUUCUUGUACCACAACGUACAAAUUGAUACGAUUAUGCAAAGACGAUCAUAUCAUAUGGAGGACUGAACACCGAACGAGGGUAGUUUCUUCUGCAUGUCGCAAGAAGUGGCAUUCUGUCGUGUAGUUUUUGUGUGUGCCAGAUUUAUUUGUGUAUCCAGGCAGGUUCAUGGGUCAACACAAAUCGACUCGAUUUGUUUUUGUAUGCUAGUAAAUUUAUUCCGUGUGAAAUAAAGCAAGGUCCGGCAGCUCGUCGUCGAGCAGCAGCUCCUAUUCUCGGAAACAGAACGAGCUUUACGACCGUGUUGACAUUACCACCAACUCAAACGGCGACGUGAUUCUGGAGGCCAGCGACCCGAGGUUUGUCGUGCGCAGGAGUUCUGGUAGCAAGAAUUCCUCUGUAAAUUCGGCCUCGGUGGAACGAUCAAAUUCAAAGUUACAGCAGCAGCAGAAAACUACCUCCGCUUCCUCCGCGAGCGCGAAUUGGAAGUUCAACUUAACGGUGCAAAAAAAGAGCACAUCAUCAAGCGGAGGAACAACUUCCAACGUUGGUGCCGGUGUGCAGCGGAUUGCGUCCACUUCGCGAAUUUUGACGGGCAGAAGUUCGUACCUUUCUGCCGCUCCGGCGAGCAGCGCGGCAGAAAGGUACGCCUUCGCGGCGGGGGAGGGUACUACAACUAUCGGGGAGAUGAACGCGUCGUUCUACUAUCCCCUCUCGUCGUCCCAAGCGGCCGCGGGAACGCAAAAGAACCAGUCGAUGCCGAUGAGUUCGUGGCCCAGCUUCCGCCGGCGACAGGAGGAGGCGUUUGCGGCGCAGAAAACCAUAUCCUGUGUAUAAAUAUCUUACUCGUAUUGCAAUCAUGCAUUGCAAAGCCUUUUGUUACAGGUAAAUCGGCAUUAUGUCAUGCUGAGGAAAUUUGUAAUGCAUUUAAAUUUAUACGAGUGCGAUACUUCUACUUUUGCAGUUCAUAAACCAUGGAAAACGUAACCAACGACCGGCUGCUGAGUCAACAGCUGUUGUCGGCAAACAUGAGCGAGUUCCUGGACGUGCUCCCCGAAACUACCCGGGAUAGCUUUUACGACCGAAUGCCCGAGAGCACCGGAGAUUUCUUCACCAAAAACAACAUCUAUGAUCUAAACGACGACAACAAGGUGGAGAUCCCGGGGGCACAGAUGGAGUUGGGAAAAAAUGUGCGAGCCUCCAUGGCCCUAAACAAUAGCCCAGGCAGCGCGGCGCCGGCGGGGACCAUGGGAAGUGCAUCUAGUGUUUCGAAGUCCUCUCCGACUUCUUCUAAGAAGGACAAGAAACAUCAGAAGAAGCAUAUAACCUGCUCAGCUGUUACAACGUCAAAGGUUACAGUAGAAUAUGGAAAUCUGUGAUGCAAGGAGUGCAUUAAUGAUGAAUAUCUAGCCAACUCUCAUAGGAUUGCGCAUCACAAAUUUCGGAGGCCCAAACCGCGCUACAAUCAGAUCUGGCGAAAUUUGUAUCGCAAAAAGUGGAAUACUGUCUGAGUCUGUCAUGCUCAUCAUGCAAAAAUACAAAAUCCAGACUCCAAUAUUGGAGCGGUUGAGAUUGUAACGUUUGAGCAGGUCACAAAGCAGAAACCGCCGAAGGCCAGUUUGGAGAGAGACGGCGACUUUGAGUAUCUGCAGUUCGUGGCGAAAGAAGCGAGAGAGGAGUACUUGGACGAAACGCCGAUUGUGAGCAGUGCAUACUAUGAGAAUCUCUUCGACGACCACGCCGAGAUGGAGGCGGUCACAUCGCGUGGGUUCUAGAACAGAGAAAUUUAUAGACAGGGAGUAGGGAGGACCCUGGAGGACCAGGGAGGACCAGGGAGGAGCGUUCGCGUCUAUAUAGAAAAAGCAUCGGGCAUUUUUUCAAAAUGUGUUCACCGAUGGCAUGGCGAACUUUCGGGCCAAGGCCCCUUCAGCUUUCUGAUAGCCAUACCAAUAACAACUGCGUAACGAAAUUGAACAGCGACGCAGUAAAUUGCUGAAGUAGCCACUUCAACAGUUUGCGUUGUUGUUCGGUUUACAACUUGCCAUGCAGUUGUUAUGGAAGUGGCUACUUCAAUUCGCACAGGCAAACUGUUGAAGUUGCCAUUUCAAAAACUUGCGCUGUGCAAAUUUUUGAAGUAGUCACUUCAACAAUUUGCGUUCUUGUUGUUGUUCGGCUUGGGUUUGCAACGUGUCACGCAGCUUGUGUUGAAGUGGCUAAUUCAACUUCGCGGAGAGUUGAGGUAGCCAUUUGAAUAGCAAGCGCAUGACAAAUUGCCACAAUAGUGAAAAUUUAUUGAAAUUGAACAAAAAUAAAAAAUGUGAAAGUGGCCACUUCAACAAUUCGGGUUCUGCGAAUUGUUGAAGUGGCCAUUUCAAAAAUUCGGGCUGUGCAAAGUGUUGAAGUGGCCACUUCAACAAAACCCGAAUUGCAAUUGUUGAAAUGGCCAUUGCAAGAUUUUGCACGACCCGAAUUAUUUCAACAAUUCGCAGAACCCGAAUUGUUGAAAUGGCCAUUUCAACAUUUUGCACAACCCGAAUUGUUGAAAUGGCCAUUUCAACAAUUCGCAGAACCCGAAUUGUUGAAAUGGCCAUUUCAACAUUUUGCGCAACCCGAAUUGUUGAAAUGGCCACUUCAACAAUUCGCAGAACCCGAAUUGUUGAAGUGGCCACUUCAACAAUUCGCAGAACCCGAAUUGGUGAAGUGGCCACUUCAACACUUUGCACAACCCAAAUUGUUGAAGUGGCCACUUCAACAAUUUGGGUUGUGCAAAUUGUUGAAAUGGCUACUUCAACAAUUUGCGUUGUGCAAAUUGUUGAAAUAAUUGCGCAAAAUGUUGAAGUGGCCACUUCAGCAAUUCGGGUUUUGUUGAAAUGGCCAUUUCAACAUUUUGCACAACCCGAAUUGCUGAAGUGGCCACUUCAACAAUUCGCAGAACCCGAAUUGUUGAAGUGGCCACUUUCACAAUUUUUGUUCGCACACGACGCAAAUUGUUGACAUAGCCACUUCAACAAUUGGCGUCGUUGUCCAGCUUCAGUUUGCAACGUGUCACGCAGCUGCUCACGACACUCUGGUGGAGAGUUGAAGUGGCCACUUCAUCAAAAGCUGCAUGACAAGUUGCAAACUGAACAACGACGCAGAUAAUUCUUGCUGCAGUGGCUAUAAUUUGAGCGCGUUUGUGUUGUUGUUCAAUUUCAACAACUGCCACUACUGUGGCAAUUUGUCAUGCAGUUGUUAUCGAAGUGGCUACUUUUUCAACUUUCUUCCGAUGGAGGACAGUUGGAGUAGCCACUUCAAUAGUUUGCCCUUCAUUUCUGCGCUACAGCUUGCCAAUCAUGAUGGCAAUUUGUAACGCAGAAACGAAGGACAGGAGAAAGCUCUUCGCGUUUCUUUUGUCCUUCAUUUCUGCAUUUGUAACGCAGAAACGAAGGAGAAUAAAGCUACUGAGAGUUGAGAAAGCCACUUCAACAGCUUCGCACUUCCUUGGCCCCUCAGCCUCAUUUGUGCGCUACAGCUUGCCAGCCGUUGACUUUGGCAAGCUGCCACGCAGGCGAGCGCCAUAGCCAUAAAACUCAGGCGCCAAAAGUCGCGCCGCCGUGCAGUUUUCGCCGGGAGUUGGGUCCGAGGGAGGAAGGCUGGACUUCGCUCCCGGGAGCUGAAUCCAGACGCGCUCUCUGUUCGUAGAGCAUGGCGCAGAGCAAGGGGCGCACAAGUGGCGACCCCUGUUAGGUAGCGCAAGUUCCCCACCCACUUUCCAAAAAGUUUCCAAAGCCCCAAGCUCUUGGCGUGUCUGUUGCCCGCCAGCCGGGGCGCCGUUUGUGCGUGCCGUGUCCUCGGCUGCCCAGCUCGCGUCGCGUUUGGCAUUGGGAAGACACUCCGGCGUGGCGCGCCGCCGGGCCCAAUUUUAUUUGGAGCCGCCUGGCACUAAGUACAAACACCGAAAGGGCUGCCCUUCGUGGGUCUUGCGCUUUUCGCCAUGCCCAGGGGCGCCCGCUCCCUUUGUUGUGUCGGUGGCCCUUUUGGGGUCACCAGCGCCCCGCGCGCGCGAUGUUGGCAGAGCAGCGCGGGGCGGGGGCGUUGUGGCAAGGCGGGGCCCCGCGCGGUUUUUGCAGGCCAGCCUUCGGGAGGUCCGUCCCGCGAGUGAGGUCGCCCGCGACCGGGCAAAAUGGCAGGCCGGCGGGGAGGCGACUUGGCCCAGGAGCCAGGAUGGCAGCGGGCGCACGCAAAUACCUCCCGCUGACCUUGCCGCGGCGCCAGUGGGUGCGUCCGUUGGUGCUGUAGGGUAUUGCGGCUCUUUGGCGAUCGCGGGCGAAGCAACUCGGGGGCGGGGGCUAAGGCCCCCCCUGCGCUAGCUUUUGACUGGGCCCGGGCUUUGGCCCCUGCGCCACCCCGGGUGGGCCGCGCCGCCCUUUGGGUGGGUCGUUAGAAGUUGCCCGGGCCAGGCCCCCCCGCCGGUUUUUUGUUGCAGAGUGAAAGAACAGCCGCGCGCCGGGGGCCCGGCGCCCGCUGGCUUUUGCGCGCGAAGCCCGGAGGCUUCUUGCGGCCGGCCGCAAGCGGCAAGCGUCUCUCUGGCCUCCGCGGCCUUGUGCGCAGCGCCCGGCCCAACCCGAGCGACCGCCCGCGGUCGCCCCAAGGCCCCGGCGGCUAUUUCAUUCGGGCGGGCUAGGGGGGCUGGUGGUGUUCCAUUCCCGCCCCGGCAUAGGCGCGGGCUUCUUUUGUAGCUAUGCUCGCUGGGGAUGGGGUCCGGAAUGGCUCCGGGCGGCUUUGGCCCGCCGCGGCCCAGCGCAGUGAGUGCUUCCGAAAGAAAGUAUUUCAAGGGGGCGCCGGGUGUUUUCUGCGUUGGCUUUUCAUUCUAUUGGCUUUGGAAAAUUUUGGGAAGGCUUCGGGGAGAUAUUCGGGAGGCCCCUGCCGUGCUCUUUCCAGUUUUUCCAGAAAAAAGAAGAACGGGGGGGCCCGCCUUGCGGCCUCCGCGUUGGUGCGUCUGCCCGGGCCCGCCGCACGGGAGGCGCGCCCGCAUAUUGGAGGCGUUGGCCCGCCCCGGGGAAAGGGUGCGCCGCAGAGCGCGGCCAGGGAGGCGGGCCAGUCUGCCCUUUGCCGUCCGAGCCCGCCCCGGCGGCUUUCGCUUCUGCCCUGCCCUCCGCGCCGCCCCAUGGCAGUCUUUUGGCCGGCCUUGUGCUUCGGGGCAGCCAGGCGGCCUGUUGGCCCGCCUCCGUCCGCCCCGGCGCGCGCCCGUCCAUUUCGCCGGGGGCCCCGGGCCUUCGCUCCUUGUAUUGCCCGGCCCGUGCGUGUGUCCCACGCACUCGGCGUGCGGGUGUACCGCCCGCGCCCUAGCCAGAAACUGCCUGCGUGGCGCGCCCCGCCCGCGCGGGCGGGCACGAAAAAGGGGCCGGCCCCAGGACAGGCGUGCGUGGGCGAAGGGGCCCGCAGGAAGGGUGGCGCCACUUAUUUUGCCCACUGGACUGACUGACUUCGCCCGGUCGGUCGCAAUGGCGGUGGGCACGCACCCACGCAGGCAAACCAGCUCGGCGGCCGAACUGCCGGCGAGGGCCCGAGGAAGGAUGGAGCAGAGAAGCUGCAUGCCGCCGCCCUAAUGAGAAGACUGGCAAAAAGAGCAGGGGUGGGGCCCGCCAAAAGUUGGGCGGCAGUGGGCCUCGGCCCGGGCAUCCACCCCAUGUGCGCGCCCAUGCUAUGGGCACCGUUGUGACAGCCGGGCGGGCCGUGCCCGGCCUGCCGCGCGCGGCUUUCUCUGGGCCCUCUCGCGUAGUUCGGGUCCAGAGGGGCCGUGGGUCUUGGUCUUGCUUUUCCUUUAUCGGUCGCCGCGCCGCCGUGUCCUGCAGAACAUUACUCAAUAGGCAUAGCCAUUAUUUAGUCAUGACGGCGUGGCACGGGAGUAAAGACCUUGGAAUUAAUGCGGGCAGGGUGCCUAACCCGCGGGGGAGAAAACAGUCCAAAGCCCGGGGCGGUUGGAUGUGGAUCAGGGGCAAAUUUUGUGCAUGUGCUGGAAAUUUAUUGUUGAAAUAUUUUUGAAAAGCUUUGCGCGGUCCGUUUGUAGGGUAGCUUUGCCUUUGCCAUCGCGUCGCCUUAUAGCUUUGUCUUUUGUCGCCGCAUUCCCGACAUCGCACUACCAUGAGGAUUGAGUAUAUUCCGCAUGGAAAACUCGCGCAAAUUGUUAAAGAGCACCAUACCGCCGCGAUUGGGGUUUUUCUGAUUUUUCGGUUUUCGGUUUUGGGUUUUAUAUAGCAAAAUCUCCUCCCUGGUCCUCCCUACCCUGGGACCCGGGAUUCUAUAAACUCUUCUGCUAGAAAUGGAUCUGCUACUGGUUUUUUUAAAGCCAGAACUUACUAAUAUUGAUGGUUUGGUGUACUGCAAGAACAUAUGGCGUAGCUUUUCGUAUUCGUUCCGGAGAUCGAGAAAAAUAAAUUGCGGUAGUUGGAGAUAAUUUUGGGUCGUGCACGACCUUUGAUGUGAUAGAUUAGAUCUAUUUCGUAGCAUAAUGCACGUGGCAUGAUGAAAAUGAAUACGAUCUCUAUCCGAGAUGCGUUCCAUGAAGUUGACGCAGGUGCUUCAAGCGGAAGUAUACCCCAGUUUCAUCAUGAUAAUCAAAAUGUUUAUGUUGGCUUGCCACCGUAUACGUGUGAGCUUGACAUACUUAACUUCCCGUUUUUAGCUCUAGAUCGAUCAUUUGACUUUGUAUGCUUCACAAUAAUAUCGAGGUGAAAAUCUCGUACGGUGGAUUUCGGUGCUUGUUCGAGGUGAAAAUGAAACUUGAAGACGAGACGCAACACGCGAUCUUCGUUCCUGAAUAGGGACUUCGGCUUCACAUUUUUGUACUUAGAAAGCAGUGGCAUCAUGACGUCCGAUGCGUAAGAUUCCUGGAGCUUCGUUUGCUACAUGAACUGUGCAACAGCCCGGAAUACAUACGGUCGAUAAACUUUUGCGCACAUUUAGUACUCGAGCAAGUUGUACGGAACAAAG